AUGUUUUUCUCUUUCCUGAUGGUUCUUAUGACUUUUCCUAUUUCAUUAUGGGCUUGUAUCAAGAUUGUGCAAGAAUAUGAAAGGGCAGUAAUCUUCCGCCUGGGAAGAGUCAGGUCUGGAGCUAAAGGACCAGGGAUUUUCUGGAUACUGCCUUGCACAGAUGACUUUUGUCGACUUGACUUGAGAACAGUGUCAUUUGCAGUCCCUCCUCAAGAAGUUCUCACCAAGGAUUCAGUGACUAUCAUGGUUGAUGCUGUUGUCUUUUAUCGUAUAUUCAAUCCAAUUGUUACAGUAGUCAAAGUGGACAAUGCCAAUCAAGCAACUCAAAUGCUGGCCCAGACCACACUAAGAAAUAUGCUGGGUACUAAGAGUCUCACAGACAUUCUCAUUGACCGUGAGGAGAUGGCUGACCACAUGGGUAGAGUCUUAUAUGAAGCUACAAAGGAAUGGGGGAUUAAAGUAGAACGUGUAGAGAUAAAGGAUGUGAAAUUACCAUUAUCGCUGCAGAGAGCUAUGGCAACGGAAGCAGAAGCUGCCAGAGAAGCGAGAGCAAAGGUUGUUGCAGCAGAAGGGGAGAUGAAUGCUUCUCGGUCCCUUAAAGAAGCAGCAGUGAUCAUGUCGGAUUCUCCAGCUGCCCUCCAUCUCCGGUAUCUUCAGACCUUGUCACAGAUUGCAACAGAGCGUAAUUCCACUAUUGUGUUUCCCAUCCCUAUUGAAUUCUUUUCACUGCUAUCUCGAGCCUAG
This is a messenger RNA of Staurois parvus, 744 nucleotides long. The record is from the annotation of a GenBank genome assembly. NCBI's taxonomy places the organism in Eukaryota, Metazoa, Chordata, Amphibia, Anura, Ranidae.